UUAUGAUUAGACCAAGAAAGAAAAAUAAAAGUGGUUCAACACCAUCGAAGGAGUGAGUCAAAACGACAAAAGACGGAAUAUUGUUUUCGCGCAAAGAUCAGAAAAUAGGAUCCAGCGAUGGCGGAAGAUCUGGUUCUCGAUACGGCGAUCAGAGAUUGGGUGUUGAUACCCCUUUCAGUGGUGAUGGUUCUCAUCGGCAUCCUCCGCUACUUCGUCUCCAAGCUCAUGCGCUCCUUUCAAGUUCCUGAUCCUAAGAUCGUCAAAGAAGGGCAAGUAAUCGUUAGGGCUCGGAAUUUACGAGGUGCUGCAAAUUUUAUCCCUCCCAAGUCUUUUCGAUCUCGGAGGGUUUAUUUCAGCAAUGAGGAAAAUGGAUUACUGUUUGUCCCCAAGGGCCAGGCUCAAAAUGCGCAAGCACAAAUGUUCUCUGACCCUAACAUGGCUAUGGACAUGAUGAAGAAAAACCUCUCUAUGAUUAUACCUCAGACUCUCACUUUUGCCUGGGUCAACUUUUUCUUCUCUGGAUUUGUUGCAGCCAAAAUACCCUUCCCAUUAACUCAGAGGUUCAGAUCGAUGUUGCAGAAUGGAAUUGACCUUAGCACAGUUGAUGUGAGCUAUGUUAGUAGCCGCUCAUGGUAUUUCCUCAAUUUGUUUGGUUUGAGGGGUUUAUUUAGUCUGAUUCUGGGAGAGGAAAAUGCAAUGGAUGAUACACAGCGAAUGAUGCAGAUGGGUGGGUUUGGCUUUGAUCCAUCAAAGAGCCUGAGUGCUGAGAAAGAUGGUCUUGACAUAGUCCAACAUGAAUGGGCACUCCCUAAAUUCGAGCAUCGGGCCGAAGCAGUAUUGAAAAAACUAGUCAGCUGAACAUCGGGAGCGUAUAAACAGCUGUCAAAAGGGGGUAGUUUGAUUGAAGUUUUCAUCUUACAAGCUUUUCGAUGGGUAAAAGAUGAAACUCCUUUAGAUACCAAGUCUAGGUUUGUAGUUUAGAUUGCAGCCCUACGAGAAGCAAGAGGAAAACUCCCACAUUCCCAAGUUCUUUCUGCUCUUGUUAAUUCUAUGUCGAAUUUUGGGCCGGCCAGGCAGCCUAGGCUAGGCUGAUCAGUUCAGUUCUAGCUUAUUGCCGGUAAACAAAACUCUUAAUCGCAUUGAUUCAGUGUUGAAUACGAAAAUUUGUUUUCAAGAAAUUAAUUAUGUCA
This is a messenger RNA of Gossypium raimondii (Peruvian cotton), 1190 nucleotides long. RefSeq lists its product as uncharacterized. The record is from RefSeq and is a predicted model, not a curated record. Lineage: Eukaryota; Viridiplantae; Streptophyta; Magnoliopsida; Malvales; Malvaceae. The coding region runs from base 118 to 858 and encodes 246 amino acids. The transcript is spliced from 8 exons. Gene Ontology annotation, cellular component: membrane; EMC complex. Gene Ontology annotation, biological process: protein folding in endoplasmic reticulum.